Trichomonas vaginalis G3 is the source of this 313-nucleotide messenger RNA. RefSeq lists its product as uncharacterized. The transcript has a single exon. The record is from RefSeq and is a predicted model, not a curated record. The annotation marks the transcript as partial. Lineage: Eukaryota; Parabasalia; Trichomonadida; Trichomonadidae.
AUGGGUUUAUUUGGCGCAUUAGCAGGAGUUGCAUCCAGAUUUUUGCCCGCAGUGGGAACAAUAGCCAGAGGUGUAUUUGGAGUUGGAAGGAAGAUUUUGAGUACAUUAGGUAUACUUAAAGAGAAAGCACAACCUAUUAUACAAACUGUACAGAAAGGUUGGGAUGUAGCACGAGAUGCAGCAAAUCUUAUUCCAAAUCCUGAAACAAGAGGAAAAGUUCAAGGAUGGAUGGACAAUGUAGGAAGACAAGCAGGAAACUACUAUAACAAAGCAAAUGACUACUAUAACCAAGCAGGACACUACAUGGACCAAG